UGCCGAUCGAUCAACCUCACCUCUCUUCAUCUUCGCCAACAGCCUUCCCUCUCCGCCUGCACAGUUCCUAUUUCCCACCACAAACCAUCCCCAAUGGCUGGCGACACUCGAGAAUCCUCUCCUCCACCCACCCCCCGGGGUCCCCCACCCGGGAGCACCACCGUGCCCGAGCACGUCCAGACACCGAACAAAGUCUACGAAGUUUUCCACUCGCCCCCGGAAUCUGCGAACGCGCUGCCCGCUGGCUCCGGCCAGAACACCGCUGGUGCCCACGAGCCCCCGCCUACCCUGGCAGAGGCCAUCAAGACCGUCAGGCUUCAGGAUUUCAAACAGGUUCAUAUGUAUCCUUGCGUGCGGGAGUCGCUGCUCAUGGGUAUUGGAGGCGGGUUUGGACUCGGCGGCGUGCGGGCUUUGUUUGCUCCAAUCCCUAAAGCGGCAAACUGGGCGGUAGGCACAUUCGUCUUUGCCUCUUGGGCCAAUUACGAGUACUGCAUGUACAAGAGACAGCUGGAGAAGGCGACGAUGAAGCGCGCGGUCGAGAUUAUUGAUCGUAAGAAGGCGGAGAAAGAGGAGGCGGCUAGAAUCAAGAGGGAGGAGAGGCGGAGGGCUAAAGAGGAGGCUGAUAGAUUGGAGGAGGAGCAGAGGAAGAAGUCGAAGUGGAGCUGGAAGUUCUGGUGACAGGGGAGAUGCUACAAUAAAAGUGACGUGUAUUAAAUUAUGGUAUCUGUAUUCAAAAAUAAGGGACGGCUUGAGGAAAUUGUUUGAUUAGGUUCCGAACCAGGGGAAUAUCCUAUAACAACCCCGAAC
Molecule: messenger RNA, 807 nt
Organism: Amorphotheca resinae ATCC 22711
Lineage: Eukaryota; Fungi; Ascomycota; Leotiomycetes; Helotiales; Amorphothecaceae
Exons: 2
Coding region: 94-678 (194 amino acids)
Biological process (GO): mitochondrial respiratory chain complex IV assembly
Cellular component (GO): mitochondrion; mitochondrial inner membrane
Source: RefSeq, a predicted model, not a curated record